AUGGCUGAACCUGCCACUGGUUCAAACGUUAAAAAGUUGUGCUCUUUAGGUGUCGGUGGUGGUGCUCGUUCUAAUUCAAUUCUGUUUGGUCGUCACCCCUCAGUGACAAUUGUUGAUGAUGAUUUGUCCACUAUCUCGUCCUCUGAUGUUGACACUGAUGAUUGCGAAUCAAGUGAUGAACAAUUAUCAUACGCCUUGAACCAAUUAAAAGCCAAACGUAGAGCUAGUCAACGCCUUCAAAGCUUCUCUAACUGCAACCCUAAAUUGUCAAGAGCUGUGUCGCAGUAUUCCGAUACUGACCUGGAAGAUGAAGCUGAAAAUGACGAAGAAAACUAUGCUGCAGGUUACAGCCCUGGUCCCUCUAGACCUUUUAAUUCCCACCAAAGGCUGAGAUCAUCUAACCUUAGAUCUUUUUCCUUUUCUGUGAAGAAUGAAAAUGUUUUCUCUCAAGAUUCAUCUGAUUGUGAAGUGUUGCAAAAUAGUUCUAAACCCUCCUGUACGCAUUAUAACAUGGGAGUAGAGUCUUUUCACAAAGCUCCAGCCGUUUCUAGUCCCAUUGGUUUUUCUACUGCUGCUGGUUCUCCAGGUUCUACUUGUGGUACCAACAAUUUGGCUUUAGAAAAGGACAAGGCAUCUAGAGCUCAUUGCUUUGACUACCUUGUGGGUGCAAUUGAUGCUGCUUGGGCAAGUUAUUGUGAUGCAACUUCUGUUGUUGAAGACGAAGUUUAUGGCUACAGUACACCUGAACUGGUUGCCUCGGAUUACGAUGAUGAGCAUUCAAGUGGUUCUCACAUUAAUACCCCUCAAAAUGCAGUACCCACGAGUGAUGAAGAAAACGACACAGAUUUAACUGAUUACGAUAGCGAUUACGACCAUAAGAUCGCCUCAUAUAAGGCUGGUGCUAUCCCCUCAGAUAAUGGGGCCAAUGCAACCAUGUCAACCAUGCGUAUGUCGAUCAUGAAUACGCCUAUACAAGCAACUUCUUCUUCUGCAACUUCCAAACCUUCAAUUUGUGAUCCACGGACGAAUCCUUCAUCCUGUAAGUUGCAAGAAUUGAAGGAACGCUUAACAAAAGCCAAGUAUUUUUUACAAGACUUGGUUGACUCUGAUGAUUACUAUGACAUGUUGACGUUUUGGAAACGUUGGGACAUGAUCAAGUAUGCAACUAUUGAGUUAGUAGAAGAGGAUGAUGACGAUGAAGUUGUUGAAUCGACCAUUGACGAGUUAGAAGAUGGUCGCUUAGUUGUACAAUAA
This is a messenger RNA of Lizanozyma spartinae, 1254 nucleotides long. RefSeq lists its product as uncharacterized. Lineage: Eukaryota; Fungi; Ascomycota; Pichiomycetes; Serinales; Debaryomycetaceae. The record is from RefSeq and is a predicted model, not a curated record. The transcript has a single exon. Bases 1 to 1254 code for a protein of 417 amino acids.